AUGGCUUUGCACCCUGGGCAGCUGCCCUCCUUCCCUGGUUACGGCCCUGGUGCGAAAGUGAGGCCCUGCGUGAAGAUGAAGAAUCUCUUAGUAUUUGCUGUGCUAUUUGCUUAUGGCGCAGUUAUGACACAGGGGAGUCUCUGGGAGCUUCAAAAGAUGAUUAAGCAAGUCACUGGGAAAUGUGCCUUAUGGAAUUAUUCCAACUACGGCUGCCACUGCGGAUUGGGUGGCAAAGGGACGCCAAAGGAUGACACUGAUCAGUGCUGUUAUUUGCAUGACUGCUGCUAUAAGAGGCUCAGGCAUCAUGGAUGUAAUGCCAAAUUUAAAACCUACAGCUACUUCUACCUGAGUGGAAGGAUAUACUGCGGCUUGGGGAGCUGGUGCAAAAGGGAGAGCUGCCAGUGUGACAGUGACCUUGUGCUUUGCUUGAAGAAACACUUAAGCAGCUACAAGACGGGUUAUCGCUUCUAUCGAAAGAGACGCUGUGGGGAUAAGGCGCCCACGUGUUAAAAAGUUGCACAGAUGCUUUACCUGCCAUAUCAACGUACUCUAUAUUU
Messenger RNA from Terrapene triunguis (Three-toed box turtle), 557 nucleotides. Its product is annotated as basic phospholipase A2 Ts-G6D49-like. The transcript has 5 exons. Gene Ontology annotation, biological process: arachidonate secretion; phospholipid metabolic process; negative regulation of T cell proliferation. Bases 1 to 510 code for a protein of 169 amino acids. The record is from RefSeq and is a predicted model, not a curated record. NCBI's taxonomy places the organism in Eukaryota, Metazoa, Chordata, Testudines, Emydidae. Gene Ontology annotation, molecular function: calcium ion binding; phospholipid binding.